GAAAUUAGACAAGUAAACGAAACAGCGAAAUGGAGAACUUCACACCCAAAGAGGUGAAGAUCCUCGAGACAGUCGAGGACAUCCAAGAGCGACGUGAGCAGGUUUUGUCCCGCUACAAUGACUUCAAGAUCGAGACACGUCAGAAGCGUGAAAAACUCGAGGAUUCGCGCCGCUUCCAGUACUUCAAGCGCGAUGCCGACGAGCUGGAGUCAUGGAUACACGAGAAGCUGCAGGCGGCCAGCGAGGAGAGCUACCGCGAUCCGACCAACCUGCAGGCCAAGAUCCAGAAGCACCAGGCCUUCGAGGCAGAGGUGUCGGCGCACAGCAACGCCAUCGUGUCGCUGGACAACACCGGCCAGGAGAUGAUCAACCAGCAGCACUUCGCCUCCGAGGCGAUCCAGGUUCGCCUCGACGAACUGCACAGGCUGUGGGAACUGCUCCUCAGCCGCCUGGCCGAGAAGGGUCUAAAGCUGCAGCAGGCCCUCGUUUUGGUGCAGUUCCUUCGUCAGUGCGAGGAGGUCAUGUUCUGGAUCAAGGACAAGGAGACCUUUGUCACCGCCGACGAGUUUGGUCAGGAUCUGGAGCAUGUUGAGGUUUUGCAGCGCAAAUUCGAUGAGUUCCAGAAGGACAUGGCUUCGCAGGAGUACCGCGUCACCGAGGUCAACCAGUUGGCUGACAAGUUGGUACAGGAUGGCCAUCCAGAGCGUGACACGAUCACCAAGCGCAAGGAGGAAUUAAACGAGGCUUGGCAGCGACUGAAGCAGUUGGCCAUUGUGCGCCAGGAGAAGCUCUUUGGUGCCCACGAAAUCCAGCGUUUCAAUCGCGAUGCCGACGAGACAGUCGCCUGGAUUGCCGAAAAGGAUGUGGUGCUGUCCUCCGAUGACUAUGGCCGGGAUUUGGCCAGUGUUCAGGCGCUGCAGCGUAAACACGAAGGUGUUGAGCGUGACUUGGCCGCACUGGAGGAUAAGGUUUCCACCCUAGGAGCCGAGGCCCAGCGCCUGUGUUCCAUCCACGCCGACCACAGUGACCAGAUCCGCGACAAGCAGGCCGAGAUUGCCAACUACUGGCAGAGUCUCACCACCAAGGCCCGCGAGCGCAAGCAGAAGUUGGAUGAAUCCUACUACCUGCACCGUUUCCUCGCCGACUUCCGGGACCUGGUGUCCUGGAUCAAUGGCAUGAAGGCCAUUAUCUCGGCCGAUGAGCUGGCAAAGGAUGUGGCUGGAGCAGAGGCGCUUUUGGAACGCCACCAGGAGCACAAGGGUGAGAUUGAUGCCCGCGAGGACAGCUUCAAGCUGACCACCGAAUCCGGACAGAAGCUGCUGGAGCGUGAACACUAUGCCGCCGCCGAAAUCCAGGAGAAGCUGGCUGCUUUGGAGAACGACAAGAGCUCUCUGCUGUCGCUGUGGGAGGAUCGUCGCAUCCUGUACGAGCAGUGCAUGGAUCUGCAGCUGUUCUACCGUGAUACGGAGCAGGCAGACACCUGGAUGGCCAAGCAGGAAGCCUUUUUGGCCAAUGAGGAUCUUGGCGAUUCCCUUGACUCGGUGGAGGCGCUGAUUAAGAAGCACGAGGACUUUGAGAAGAGUCUGGCCGCCCAGGAGGAGAAGAUUAAGGCCCUGGAUAUCUUUGCCACCAAACUUAUCGAUGGCCAGCACUAUGCCGCCGAUGAUGUGGCCCAGCGUCGCCAGAUGCUCCUUGCCCGACGAGCUGCCCUCCAGGAGAAGUCGUCUAAGCGUCGCCAGUUGCUGGAAGACUCAAACCGCUAUCAGCAGUUCGAGCGCGAUUGUGACGAGACCAAGGGCUGGAUCAGCGAGAAGCUAAAGUUCGCUACUGAUGACAGCUACCUGGAUCCCACCAACCUGAACGGCAAGAUGCAAAAGCACCAGAACUUCGAGCACGAGCUGAAUGCCAAUAAGUCGCGCAUUGAGGACAUCACCAACGUGGGCACCGAACUGAUUGAGAAGCAGCACUAUGCCGCCGAUCAGAUCAACACCCGGAUGCAAGAGAUCGUGGUGCUGUGGGAGACCCUGGUCCAGGCUUCGGACAAGAAGGGAACCAAGCUGAACGAGGCCUGUCAGCAGCAGCAGUUCAACCGCACCAUCGAGGACAUCGAGCUGUGGUUAAGCGAGAUCGAGGGACAGCUGCUUUCAGAGGAUCACGGCAAGGACCUGACCUCCGUCCAGAAUCUGCAAAAGAAGCACGCCCUGCUGGAAGCCGAUGUGAUGGCCCACCAGGAUCGCAUUGAGAGCAUCAAGGUGGCGGCUAACAAGUUCAUCGAAUCAGGCCACUUUGAUGCGGACAAUAUCCGCAACAAGGAGGGCAAUCUCUCGGCCCGCUAUGCCGCCUUGGCCGCCCCCAUGGGCGAAAGGAAGCAGCAUCUGCUGGAUUCCCUCCAGGUGCAACAGCUCUUCCGCGAUUUGGAGGACGAGGCUGCCUGGAUCCGCGAGAAGGAACCCAUUGCCGCAUCCACGAACCGCGGUCGCGACUUGAUUGGUGUGCAGAACCUGAUCAAGAAGCACCAGGCCGUGCUGGCCGAGAUCAACAACCAUGAGGCCAGGCUUUUGAAUGUGAUCAGCUCGGGCGAGAACAUGCUGAAGGAUCAGCCCUUCGCCAGCGACGAUAUCCGCCAGCGCUUGGAGGCUCUCCAGGAGCAGUGGAACACGCUCAAGGAGAAGUCCAGUCAACGCAAACAGGAUUUGGACGACUCUCUGCAGGCUCACCAGUACUUUGCCGAUGCCAACGAGGCGGAGUCGUGGAUGCGCGAAAAGGAACCGAUUGCCACGGGCAGCGACUACGGCAAGGACGAGGAUUCUUCGGAGGCUCUCCUCAAGAAGCACGAGGCUUUGGUCUCCGAUCUGGAGGCCUUUGGCAACACCAUCCAGGGGUUGCAGGAGCAGGCCAAGAACUGUCGCCAGCAGGAGACGCCCGUUGUGGACAUUACUGGCAAGGAGUGCGUGGUUGCCCUUUACGACUACACGGAGAAAUCCCCUCGUGAGGUCUCCAUGAAGAAGGGCGAUGUUCUGACCCUGCUGAACUCGAACAACAAGGACUGGUGGAAGGUUGAGGUCAACGAUCGCCAGGGCUUCGUCCCAGCUGCCUACAUCAAGAAGAUCGAGGCCGGAUUGAGCGCUUCGCAGCAGAACCUGGUGGACAACCAUUCGAUUGCCAAGCGCCAGAACCAGAUCAACUCGCAGUACGACAACCUGUUGGCCCUCGCCCGCGAGCGUCAAAACAAGCUGAAUGAGACCGUGAAGGCCUACGUCCUUGUGCGUGAGGCUGCCGACUUGGCCCAGUGGAUCCGGGACAAGGAGAACCACGCCCAGAUCGCCGAUGUUGUGGGAGAGGAUCUGGAGGAGGUGGAGGUGCUCCAGAAGAAGUUUGACGACUUCAACGAUGACCUGAAGGCCAACGAGGUGCGACUCGCCAACAUGAACGAGAUUGCCGUGCAGCUGACUUCCCUGGGUCAAACGGAGGCCGCCCUGAAGAUCCAGACCCAGAUGCAAGACCUGAACGAGAAGUGGAACAACCUGCAGACACUGACCGCCGAAAAGGCCAGCCAGCUUGGUUCCGCCCACGAGGUGCAGCGAUUCCACCGUGACAUCGAUGAGACCAAGGAUUGGAUUACCGAGAAGGCCAAUGCCCUGAACAACGACGAUUUGGGCAAGGACUUGCGCAGUGUUCAGACCCUUCAGCGCAAGCACGAAGGUGUGGAACGUGAUUUGGCUGCCUUGCGGGAUAAGAUCCGCCAGCUGGACGAGACCGCCAACAGGCUGAUGCAGUCGCACCCGGACACCGCUGAGCAGACGUACGCCAAGCAGAAGGAGAUUAACGAGAUGUGGGACCAGAUCAUCACCAAGUCGACCGCCCGCAAGGAAAAGCUUUUGGACUCGUAUGAUCUGCAGCGCUUCCUCAGCGACUACCGCGAUCUGCUGGCCUGGAUCAACUCGAUGAUGAGCCUGGUCACCUCCGACGAGCUGGCCAACGAUGUCACCGGAGCCGAGGCUCUGAUCGAACGUCAUCAGGAACACCGCACGGAGAUCGAUGCUCGCGCUGGAACCUUCGGCGCCUUCGAGCAGUUCGGAAACGAGCUGCUGCAGGCCAACCACUAUGCCUCGCCGGAAAUCAAGGAGAAGAUCGAGGAUCUGGCCAAGGCACGUGAGGAUCUGGAGAAGGCCUGGACCGAGCGUCGUCUGCAGCUGGAGCAGAACUUGGAUCUGCAGCUGUACAUGCGCGACUGUGAGUUGGCCGAGUCCUGGAUGUCGGCCCGCGAGGCUUUCCUUAAUGCAGAGGAUGAUGCCAAUGCCGGCGGCAAUGUGGAGGCGCUGAUCAAGAAGCACGAGGACUUCGACAAGGCCAUCAACGGGCACGAGCAGAAGAUUGCGGCCCUGCAGACGGUGGCCGAUCAGUUGAUCGCCCAAAACCACUACGCCUCCAAUUUGGUGGACGAGAAGCGCAAGCAGGUGCUGGAGCGCUGGCGUCACCUCAAGGAUGGCCUGAUCGAGAAGCGAUCCAGGCUGGGAGACGAGCAGACGUUGCAGCAGUUCUCGCGCGAUGCCGAUGAGAUUGAGAACUGGAUCGCCGAGAAGCUGCAGCUGGCCACCGAAGAGAGCUACAAGGAUCCGGCCAACAUCCAGUCGAAGCACCAGAAGCACCAGGCCUUCGAGGCGGAGCUGGCGGCCAACGCUGACCGCAUCCAGAGCGUGCUGGCCAUGGGCGGCAACCUGAUCGACAAAAAGCAGUGCAGCGGGUCGGAGGACGCGGUGCAGAAGCGGCUGACACAGAUCGCCGAUCAGUGGGAGUACCUGACCCACAAGACUACCGAGAAGUCGCUUAAGCUGAAGGAGGCGAACAAGCAGCGCACCUAUAUCGCUGCUGUCAAGGAUUUGGACUUCUGGUUGGGCGAGGUCGAGAGUCUGUUGACCACUGAGGAUUCUGGUAAGGAUUUGGCCUCUGUCCAAAACCUCAUGAAGAAGCAUCAGUUGGUCGAGGCGGAUAUCGUGGCGCACGAAGACCGCAUCAAGGACAUGAACAACCAGGCCGAUUCCUUGGUGGAGAGCGGCCAGUUCGACACUGCCGGCAUCCAGGAGAAGCGCCAGAGCAUUAAUGAGCGCUACGAGCGCAUCUGCAACCUGGCGGCCCAUCGCCAGGCCCGUCUUAACGAGGCCCUGACCCUGCACCAGUUCUUCCGCGACAUCGCCGACGAGGAGAGCUGGAUCAAGGAGAAGAAGCUGCUGGUUGGCUCCGACGACUAUGGUCGCGAUCUGACCGGCGUCCAGAACCUCAAGAAGAAGCACAAGCGGCUGGAGGCCGAGUUGGCCUCCCACGAGCCGGCCAUUCAAGCUGUGCAGGAGGCUGGCGAGAAGCUAAUGGACGUGUCCAAUCUCGGUGUGCCGGAGAUCGAGCAGCGCCUGAAGGCCCUCAACCAGGCCUGGGCCGAGCUUAAGAACCUGGCCGCCACUCGUGGCCAGAAGCUGGAUGAGUCGCUGACGUACCAGCAGUUCCUUGCCCAGGUGGAGGAGGAGGAGGCCUGGAUCACCGAGAAGCAGCAACUGCUGUCCGUCGAGGACUACGGCGACUCAAUGGCCGCCGUCCAGGGUUUGUUGAAGAAGCACGACGCCUUCGAAACGGACUUCACUGCCCACAAGGACCGCUGCUCUUUGAUUUGCGACCAGGGUAGCGAGCUGGUGGAGGCCAAGAACCACCAUGGUGAGUCCAUUGCCCAGCGCUGCACCCAACUGCGCCACAAACUGGACAACCUGUCCGCCCUGGCCGCCCGCCGCAAGGGAGCCCUGCUGGACAACUCGGCCUAUCUGCAGUUCAUGUGGAAGGCCGAUGUGGUCGAGAGCUGGAUCGACGACAAGGAGAACUAUGUGCGCUCCGAUGAGUUCGGACGUGAUCUGUCCACCGUGCAGACGCUGUUGACCAAGCAGGAGACAUUCGAUGCAGGUCUCAACGCCUUCGAGCAGGAGGGUAUUCACAACAUCACGGCACUGAAGGACCAACUGAUCAACGCCAGUCACGCCCAGUCGCCGGCGAUCCUGAAGCGGCACGGAGACGUAAUUGCCAGGUGGCAGAAGCUGCGCGACGCCUCCGACACGCGCAAACAGCGACUGCUGGCCAUGCAGGAGCAGUUCCGCCAGAUCGAGGAACUCUACUUGACAUUUGCCAAGAAAGCUUCGGCCUUCAAUUCUUGGUUCGAAAAUGCCGAGGAGGAUCUCACAGAUCCUGUUCGCUGCAAUUCGAUCGAAGAAAUCCGCGCCCUGCGCGACGCCCAUGCCCAAUUCCAGGCGUCUCUGUCGUCGGCCGAAGCUGACUUCAAGGCAUUGGCAGCACUCGACCAGAAGAUCAAGAGCUUUAAUGUUGGACCCAAUCCCUACACGUGGUUCACCAUGGAAGCUCUUGAGGAGACCUGGCGUAACCUGCAAAAGAUCAUAGAGGAACGCGAUGGCGAACUUGCCAAGGAGGCCAAGCGGCAGGAGGAGAACGACAAGCUGCGCAAGGAAUUCGCCAAGCACGCUAAUCUCUUCCACCAGUGGCUGACUGAGACAAGAUAUUAUAUGCUGGGUUAUAACCGUCAAGGAACGUCCAUGAUGGAAGGCUCCGGUUCCCUGGAACAGCAACUGGAGGCACUUCGCGUCAAGGCCACUGAGGUGCGCGCCCGACGUGUUGACCUCAAGAAGAUCGAGGAGCUGGGAGCCCUGCUGGAGGAGCAUCUGAUCCUGGACAACCGCUACACGGAGCACUCGACGGUGGGCCUGGCCCAGCAAUGGGAUCAGCUCGACCAGCUUUCCAUGCGCAUGCAGCACAACCUGGAGCAGCAGAUCCAGGCACGCAACCACUCGGGCGUCUCCGAGGACUCGCUCAAGGAGUUCUCGAUGAUGUUCAAGCACUUUGACAAGGACAAGAGCGGCAAGCUCAACCACCAGGAGUUCAAGUCCUGCCUGCGCGCCCUCGGCUACGACCUGCCCAUGGUGGAGGAGGGACAGCCCGACCCGGAGUUCGAGGCUAUCCUCGAUGUGGUCGAUCCCAACCGCGAUGGCUACGUCUCCCUGCAGGAAUAUAUUGCGUUCAUGAUCUCCAAGGAGACGGAGAAUGUGCAGUCCUACGAGGAGAUCGAGAAUGCCUUCCGCGCCAUCACCGCCGCCGACCGCCCCUACGUCACCAAAGAGGAGCUCUACUGCAACCUCACCAAGGACAUGGCGGACUACUGUGUGCAGCGCAUGAAACCCUUCUCGGAACCCCGCUCCGGCCAGCCCAUCAAGGAUGCUCUGGACUACAUAGACUUUACGCGAACGCUUUUCCAGAACUAAAGAGCCUGCCUGGUCUUGUUUAGUGGCGCCUGAGCAUAUGUCUUACAAUUUAAAAUAUAUUUCUAAAAACCAACAAAACGCAAAAAAAAGGAAACAAAAAUAUAUAUUUACACCAUUAUUUUCGAUAAUUUAGUCUAUAAGUCAAACAGUUUAAUGCUUAUUUAAGAACCUAUGCCACAAUGAACCUAAAAUCAACAAUAGCACUUUGCAAUACAUAUUUAUCAACAAGUCUACGAACCAUUUGUAGUUUUUGCAUUUAUUUAACAACACCCCUUUAAAAGUAUCUUAAAUUUGGACGUUUCAGUUAGAAGAUUGGCAACGCGUCAGGUCGCCGAAGAAGAUAAAUAUCGAGGAUAUAAUCAAAGUAAUCUGAGCCAACGCCCGCGAAAAACAUGCGCCCGAAGAGCAGAUAAAAAGCUUAGCUUCCAGUAAUCAAGCAACUCACAUUUUCUAUACUGAAUGUCUGUAACUUGUAACGAGCAUAAAUACAAUUGAAAUAUCAAAAAGUUUAAGAUACUAUUGCUACCCAAAAUACAUAAUAUCCAGCCUUUGUGUUUUUCCAGUUUCUACGUGUAUUCGAAACGAAAGUAGUAAACUUUUUCAAAAGCAAAAAAAGAAAAACAAAACAAUAAAUAUUUGACUCUGUAUUGAACGUAUAUUUACAAUCCGUGAAUUGCAAAAAUAAAUAUAUUGCUGCAUGUCUAAAAAUGUUAA
Molecule: messenger RNA, 8021 nt
Organism: Drosophila rhopaloa
Lineage: Eukaryota; Metazoa; Arthropoda; Insecta; Diptera; Drosophilidae
Gene: alpha-Spec
Product: spectrin alpha chain
Exons: 6
Coding region: 30-7307 (2425 amino acids)
Biological process (GO): actin cytoskeleton organization
Cellular component (GO): cell projection; plasma membrane; cell junction
Molecular function (GO): actin filament binding; calcium ion binding
Source: RefSeq, a predicted model, not a curated record